Colletotrichum graminicola M1.001 is the source of this 1119-nucleotide messenger RNA. RefSeq lists its product as uncharacterized. Gene Ontology annotation, molecular function: dioxygenase activity. Lineage: Eukaryota; Fungi; Ascomycota; Sordariomycetes; Glomerellales; Glomerellaceae. Bases 1 to 1119 code for a protein of 372 amino acids. The transcript has a single exon. The record is from RefSeq and is a predicted model, not a curated record.
AUGGCUGCCGCGCAAGAUGUCCCGAUGGACCUGCCCAUAAUCGACCUCGAUGUCUUCCUCAACGAGCCGCGCGACUCGCCCGCCGUCCGCGACGAGUGUGCGAAGGCCGCCACUGCCCUCAUCACCUACGGCGCUCUCGUACUGCACGACUCUCGCGUCGCGGAAUCCGACAACACCACCUUCCUCGACCUCCUCGAGGACUAUUUCGCACUGCCGACCGAAGAACUCAAGAAGGAUGAACGCCCGGAGCUCAGCUACCAGAUCGGCGUGACGCUCGAGAACACGGAGAAGCCCAAGUGCGCCGUCGACGAGCCCUGCCUGCAGGUCAUCGAGCGCCUUGCGCCUUCAGAGCGCCCGCUCGAUAUCGGCGGUCACCAACCCGACCCGAAGUGCCGCUUCUUCUGGCGCAUGGGCGAGAACCCGCCGUACGAGACCGAGUUCCCCGGGCUCAACGCCCCCAACGUUAUCCCGGAAGCCCCUCACAUUCGCGAGCGCUGGCCGUCGGCUAUGGACAAGUGGGGGACGUCCAUGAAGCAGGCCGUCACUGGCCUGGCUGAGAUGGCGGCAGUCGGUCUCGGUCUCCCGGCCGACACUUUCAGCAACGCCGCCAAGUACGGACCGCACCUCCUGGCACCGACAGCCUCGGAUCUGGUCAAGUACGGCAAGCAAGACACCAUCCUUGCCGGCUUCCACACGGAUCUCAACUUCCUCACCAUCCACGGCCGCUCCCGAUACCCAGGUCUUCACAUUUGGGCCCGCAACACUGGCAAGAAGAUUUCGGUCAAGAUCCCAGAGGGCAACUACCUCCUGGUCCAGGCGGGCAAGCAGUUGGAGCACUUCACGGGGGGCCUAAUCAAGGCGGGCUUCCACGAGGUCGUGGUGAACGAGAAGACGCUCGACGUGAUUGAGCGCCGCAAGACCCAGUUCCCCGACCGCCCGCUGGUCCGCAUCUCGUCGACCUUCUUUUACCACUUGUCGUCCGAUCAUGACAUCACACCGAUUCCUCAACUGGCGGAGCAGGCGCAGAAGUUCAGGGCCGAGCAGUUCAACCUGGGCAAGGACGAAGGGGAGGAGGCUGUGUAUCCGCCGAUGAAGGUCGGGCAGCAGGUGCAAGAGUAA